Molecule: messenger RNA, 189 nt
Organism: Perkinsus marinus ATCC 50983
Lineage: Eukaryota; Perkinsozoa; Perkinsida; Perkinsidae
Exons: 1
Coding region: 1-189 (62 amino acids)
Source: RefSeq, a predicted model, not a curated record
AUGUUUCAAGAAGUCAUUCAACCAUACCAAGAGCCUGCCACGUAUACCAACCCCUCUGAGUAUCAGCGUCAAUUUCUGGACCCAGGCAGUGUCAAAGACCUUGGACAUAUCAACUGCUACUCCAACAAUCGCUUCACAUGCAGAGCCUUGAUAACAUUCAUGAACGAAAUGAAGGCCUCUCAUGAGUAG